AUGAAGCAGUUAACGGCAUCGGAACAGUACCUCUUGGCCAGCAAGGCUCGGCACAAGCUAAUCUACGCCGCGCGGGCCAAAGGGCAGGACCAUCAGCUCCGGGUGCUUGUUGGGCACGCCAAUAUGCUCGACCGCAUCACCGCGGCGCUCGGGAGCGGGCGGGCCGCACCCCGCUCGGGGCCAGCGGAGGACGCCGGCAGCCACAGCAGUGGCCGCAGGCACGCCGGGGAGCUGGGCUCCGACUUGGGCACGAAGGCACGCUCUGGAGGGUCUGGGUGCGCAUCGUUGACGAGGGCGGCUGAGGCAGGCGGUGAGAUCACGUGCACAGGCACGAAAGCGCGGAGGCAGGCGGGGUCCUCUGCGUAUGGCCGUUGCGCAAGUCAGGCUGAGGGCGGUGGUGCCGCGGCGGCCGCGAAGUAUCCUUACCUGCACGGGUACGCCGAGUGCGGGUCGGCGGGAAGCGCUGGAAGAUUCUCUGCUGCGCGGUUGGGCGCGGAGCGCGAGGGUCACGACGACUGCUUCUCCGAGAGCGAGGAACUUCUUUCGCUCAGACCCAUCUGCAUAUGA
Eremothecium gossypii ATCC 10895 is the source of this 567-nucleotide messenger RNA. It is a transcript of the gene ECM13, whose product is annotated as Ecm13p. NCBI's taxonomy places the organism in Eukaryota, Fungi, Ascomycota, Saccharomycetes, Saccharomycetales, Saccharomycetaceae. The coding region runs from base 1 to 567 and encodes 188 amino acids. The transcript has a single exon. The record is from RefSeq and is marked provisional.